Molecule: messenger RNA, 4178 nt
Organism: Neomonachus schauinslandi (Hawaiian monk seal)
Lineage: Eukaryota; Metazoa; Chordata; Mammalia; Carnivora; Phocidae
Product: TSC complex subunit 2
Exons: 29
Biological process (GO): negative regulation of insulin receptor signaling pathway; negative regulation of Wnt signaling pathway; negative regulation of phosphatidylinositol 3-kinase/protein kinase B signal transduction
Cellular component (GO): nucleus; TSC1-TSC2 complex; cytoplasm
Molecular function (GO): GTPase activator activity
Source: RefSeq, a predicted model, not a curated record
GAGUCCUCUCUCUUAAACUUAAUAACCUACAGGGCGCAGUCAAUCCAUCCGGCGAAGGACGGCUGGAUUCACAACCUGCAGUUGCUGAUGGAGAGAUUCUUCAGGAAUGAAUCCCGCAGUGCCGUUCGCAUCAAGGUGCUAGAUGUCCUGUCCUUCGUGCUGCUCAUCAACAGGCAGUUCUAUGAGGAGGAGCUGAUCAGCUCAGUGGUCAUCUCCCAGCUCUCCCACGUCCCCGAGGACAAAGACCCCCAAGUCCGGAAACUGGCCACCCAGUUGCUGGUGGACCUGGCCGAAGGCUGUCAUACCCACCACUUCAACAGCCUGCUGGACAUUGUGGAAAAGGUGAUUGCCCGCUCCCUUUCUCCACCCCCUGAGCUGGAGGAGAGAGAUGUGGCGGCGUACUCAGCCUCCUUAGAGGAUGUGAAGACCGCCGUCUUGGGGCUCCUGGUCAUCCUUCAGACCAAGCUGUAUGCCUUGCCUGCCAGCCACGCGGUGCGUGUGUAUGAGACGCUCGUCAGCCACAUGGAGCUGCACUACAGGCACGACUAUGCCCUGCCCAUCGCAAGCAGCAUCCGGCUGCAGGCCUUCGACUUCCUGCUGUUGCUGAGGGCCGACUCGCUGCACCGCCUCGGCCUGCCCAGCAAGGAUGGGGCCGUGAGGUUCAGCCCUUACUGUGUCUGCGACGCCAUGGAGCCGGAGAGGGGCCCGGAGAAGAAGGCCAGCGGCCCCCUGUCGCCUCCCACCGGGCCGCCUGGCCCCGCGCCUGCAGGCCCCGCGGUGCGGCUCGGCUCUCUGCCCUACUCCCUGCUCUUCCGCGUCCUCCUGCAGUGCUUGAAGCAGGAGGCGGACUGGAAGGUGCUGAAGCUCGUGCUCAGCAAGCUGCCCGAGUCCCUGCGCUACAAGGUGCUCAUCUUCACGUCUCCGUGCAGCGUCGACCAGCUGUCUUCCGCCCUCUGCUCCGUGCUUUCAGGUCCCAGAACCCUGGAGCGGCUUCGAGGCACCCCAGAAGGGUUCUCCAGAACCGACCUGCAUCUGGCUGUGGUUCCCGUGCUGACGGCGCUGAUCUCUUACCAUAAUUACUUGGACAAAACCAGACAGCGGGAGAUGGUGUACUGCCUGGAGCAAGGCCUGAUCUACCGCUGUGCUAGCCAGUGCGUCGUGGCGCUGGCCAUCUGCAGCGUGGAGAUGCCCGACAUCAUCAUCAAGGCGCUUCCCGUCCUGGUCGUGAAGCUCACGCACAUCUCAGCCACGGCCAGCAUGGCCAUUCCACUCCUCGAGUUCCUGUCAACUCUGGCCCGGCUGCCCCACCUCUACCGGAACUUCGCAGCUGAGCAGUACGCGAGCGUCUUUGCCAUUUCCCUGCCUUACACCAAUCCCUCCAAGUUUAAUCAGUACAUCGUGUGCCUGGCCCAUCACGUUAUAGCCAUGUGGUUCAUUAGAUGCCGCCUGCCCUUCCGGAAGGAUUUUGUUCCCUUUAUCACUAAGGGCCUGCGUUCCAACGUCCUCCUGCCCUUCGAUGACACCCCUGAGAAGGACAGCUUCAGAGCUCGAAGCACCAGUCUCAACGAGAGGCCCAAGAGUUUGAGGAUAGCCAGACCCCCCAAACAAGGCUUGAAUAACUCUCCACCCGUGAAAGAAUUCAAGGAGAGCCCUGCAGCCGAGGCCUUCCGGUGCCGCAGCAUCAGUGUGUCUGAACAUGUGGUCCGCAGGAUCCAGACGUCCCUCACCAGCGCCAGCUUGGGGUCUGCAGACGAGAAUUCGAUGGCCCAGGCUGAUGACAACUUGAAAAAUCUCCACCUGGAGCUCACGGAAACAUGUCUGGACAUGAUGGCCAGAUACGUGUUCUCCAACUUCACAGCGGUUCCCAAGAGGUCGCCUGUGGGCGAGUUCCUCUUGGCUGGCGGCAGGACCAAAACCUGGCUGGUUGGGAACAAGCUUGUUACCGUGACAACAAGCGUGGGGACUGGGACCCGGUCGCUGCUGGGCUUGGACUCAGGAGAGCUGCAGGGUGGCCCCGAGUCGAGCUCGGACCCUGGCACGCACGUGAGACAGACCAAGGAGGCGCCUGCCAAGCUGGAGUCCCAGGCUGGGCAGCAGGUGUGCCGUAGGGCCCGGGACCGGGUCCGCUCCAUGUCCGGGGGCCACGGCCUUCGUGUUGGUGCCCUGGACACUCCAGCUUCCCACUUCCCAGGUGGCCCCACCUCCCCGGGUGCACAGACAGCACUCGCCAGCAAGUCUGAGAGGGCGUCAGCUGGUACCCAGUUCCCAGUACAGGAGAAGACGAGCCUGGCAGCCUACGUCCCCCUGCUGACUCAGGGCUGGGCAGAGAUCCUGGUCCGGAGGCCCACAGGGAACACCAGCUGGCUGAUGAGCCUGGAGAACCCACUCAGCCCCUUCUCCUCGGACAUCAACAACAUGCCCCUGCAGGAGCUCUCCAACGCGCUCAUGGCCGCCGAGCGCUUUAAGGAGCGUCGCGACACAGCUCUGUACAAGUCGCUGUCGGUGCCGGCGGCGGGCUCAGCCAAGCCCCCCCCGCCCCCGCGGUCUAACACGGACUCGGCGGUGGUUCUGGAGGAGGGGAGCCCGAGCGAGACUCAUUUGUCCGCGGAGCCCAUGGAGUUGGAGGACUUUGAGGCGACGCUAGGCACAGACCAGCGCAGUGACCGCGCUGAGGCUUACAGCAGGUCAUCUUCAAGCUCCAGCCAAGAGGAGAAGUUCCCUGCAGAGGAGCUGGCGGCUCGAGGAAUCCCCAUCGAGCGGGCUGUCUCUUCCGAGGGCGCCCGGCCUUCUGUGGAGCUCUCCUUCCAGCCCUCCCAGCCCCUCAGCAAGUCCAGCUCCUCGCCUGAGCUGCAGACCCUGCAGGACAUACUUGGGGACCCUGGGGACAAGACUGAUGUUGGCCGGCUGAGCCCUGAGGCCAAGGCCCGGUCCCAGUCCGGGAUCCUGGACGGGGCAGGUGCCUCCUGGUCAGCCCCAGGCGAAGAGAGCCAGGGCCGGGGCCCCGCGCAGCCCGAGGGUCCCUUGCCUUCCAGCUGCCCCCGCUCCCCCAGUGGCCUGCGGCCCAGAGGCUACACCAUCUCUGAUUCGGCCCCAUCACGCAGAGGCAAGAGGGUAGAGAGGGACGCCUUCAAGAGCAGAGCUGGGGCCUCCAAUACUGAAAAGGUGCCAGGCAUCAAUCCCAGCUUUGUAUUCCUGCAGCUCUACCAUUCGCCUUUCUUUGGUGACGAGUCCAACAAGCCCAUCCUUCUACCCAAUGAGUCCUUCGAGCGGUCAGUGCAGCUUCUCGACCAGAUUCCAUCCUACGACACGCACAAGAUUGCCGUCCUGUACGUGGGAGAAGGCCAGAGCGACAGUGAGCUGGCCAUCCUGUCCAACGAGCACGGCUCGUACAGGUACACGGAGUUCCUGACCGGCCUGGGCAAGCUCAUCGAGCUGAAGGACUGCCAGCCCGACAAGGUGUACCUGGGGGGUCUGGAUGUGUGUGGGGAGGACGGCCAGUUCACCUACUGCUGGCACGACGACAUCAUGCAAGCUGUCUUCCACAUUGCCACCCUGAUGCCCACCAAGGAUGUGGACAAGCACCGCUGUGACAAGAAGCGUCAUCUGGGCAACGACUUCGUGUCCAUUGUGUACAACGACUCUGGCGAGGACUUUAAACUGGGUACCAUCAGAGGCCAGUUCAACUUCGUCCAUGUCAUCAUCACCCCCCUGGACUACGAGUGCAACCUGGUGACCCUGCAGUGCAGGAAAGACAUGGAGGGUCUCGUGGACACCAGCGUGGCCAAGAUCGUGUCAGACCGCAACUUGCCUUUUGUGGCCCGUCAGAUGGCUCUGCACGCAAACAUGGCCUCACAGGUACAUCACAGCCGCUCCAACCCCACCGACAUCUACCCCUCCAAGUGGAUCGCCAGGCUCCGCCACAUCAAGCGGCUCCGCCACCGGAUCCGGGAGGAAGCUCACUACUCCAACCCCAGCCUGCCCCUGAUGCAGAUGCACCCCCCGGGCCACGCCAAAGCCCCUGCUCAGGCACCGGCAGAGCCCAUGCCCACAUAUGAGACGGGCCAGCGGAAGCGCCUCAUCUCCUCGGUGGAUGACUUCACGGAGUUCGUGUGAGGCUGCCCCUCGCGGACGUGUGCGCAUGAAAUAAAGCCGCAGUGCCUCCUGGCCCGCGUGGCUCA